AUGCCUACCGACGGGCCGCAGCAGCCCAUUCACAGCGCGAAGGCGGCCAUGGACUCCCUCGCCACCAUCCUCGGCGGGGCGCUCCCGGGCUCCGUCGUCGCAGCCGACGACCCCGCGGCCGCGCUCCUGCACGACGCCGACGUCGCGCGAGCCGUGACUGGGCUCCUCCGGGGCGCCGGAUCGGGCGCCGGGAACGACUGCCUCUGCCGCUGGCUCUACGACUCGUUCCGGUCCAACGUCCCCGAGCUCCAGCUCGCGGUGCUGUGCUUCGUGCCCGCGCUGGCCGGCGUGUACAUGUGCCGCGCCGUGUCCCGGAAGCCGCUGGCCGGGUUCGAGGCCGUGCUCCUCGCGCUGUACGCGCACGCCGUGGCUCAGCGCGGCGCCGGGGUGGCCGAGACCGUCGCGCUCCCGAACCUGGCGAACCCGAGCCCGUACCACGACGCCAAGGUGCCGCCCAAGGCCAAGCCCGCCGAGCUCGACGUCGCCGUUCUCUCCCCGCCGCUGGAGCCGCACGGCACCAUGCGUGCCACCCGCCGCGCACGCAUCGUCGGCGCGGUGCUGGAGCUCUACCAUGGCAAGCUCGCGCAAAUGCCGGUCUCGUCCAAGAUGGACUUCUGCGAGUUCUGCGCUGCCUGGGCGGGGACUCAUAGCAAGCUGGACGACAACGAAAAGCCGGGCGUCGCGCCCGCGCCCUCCUCCGACGCUGGCGUCGCGGAGAAAUGGAGGCGGGUUCCGCUGCCCUGGGAGCUGUUCCAGCCGGUGCUGCGGAUCGUGGCGCACUGCCUACUGGGAUCCACGCGCUCCGACGAGCUGAAGGCCCAGGCCGCGCGCGCUGCCGAGUGCCUGUACUGGAGGGCCACCGAGACGGUGGACGCGCGCGCGGUGCUGACCAGCAGGAGCCUCGUGAGGCUGUCGCAGAUGACGGAGGAGCCCAUCCCGGAGCCGUCCUUCUCGGGCGCCGUCGAGAACAUGGCAGAGCUGGAGGCCAUGAGGGCCAACAUCCUCAGCAUGAAGAACUGA
Messenger RNA from Phragmites australis (common reed), 1020 nucleotides. RefSeq lists its product as uncharacterized. Gene Ontology annotation, cellular component: plasma membrane. Gene Ontology annotation, biological process: phosphatidylinositol phosphate biosynthetic process; protein localization to plasma membrane. Bases 1 to 1020 code for a protein of 339 amino acids. NCBI's taxonomy places the organism in Eukaryota, Viridiplantae, Streptophyta, Magnoliopsida, Poales, Poaceae. The record is from RefSeq and is a predicted model, not a curated record. The transcript has a single exon.